This is a messenger RNA of Rodentolepis nana, 2145 nucleotides long. The record is from the annotation of a GenBank genome assembly. NCBI's taxonomy places the organism in Eukaryota, Metazoa, Platyhelminthes, Cestoda, Cyclophyllidea, Hymenolepididae.
AUGGCUGUGGCAUUGACUUCCCAACGCUCCUUCUUCAAGGAUGUGCAACAUCUCUACCGGACCAUCGACUCGUCGACAGACGGUCAGGCUACAAUUGAAACGAUAAAUGACAUGUCAGUGCGCAUUUCCCUUUGUCCCAAAACUGGUUGCAACGCACAUGCCACCUUCUACAUGACGAUAACAUGUUCCUCAAGCUAUCCAUUGAAGCCUCCUGAAGUAACAUUUGAUACCCCCAUUUUCCAUCCCAAUAUAAGUGUCUAUACUGGGAGCGUUUGCCUUAGUAUUUUAACGGAGUGGCGAACAUGCUACGGAUUGUUGGACUUGGUGAAGGCUAUUCUUUACGUGAUUGAUCAUCCUCAAUUUUUUAAAGGAGGGGUAGAAAAGGAGGUUGUAGUAACGAAAUCAGCUCUACUGUUGGCUGGCUUGCCAGUAGAUGGGAAGAGUUACACACCGAACACAACGUGGUGCGAUUGGGCUCGAGAAAACGACUGCCUUCCCACUGCUGACGAUGUGAAGGAAGGGUACAUAUGGACACCGCCCAAAGAAGAGAUUCACGAAGGCCCUGAUAUUCUCGAAGACAAGGAAAGUGGUGAAAAGGAGGCCAACGAUGUAGCUCUGUCAGAAGUAUGGUCAGAAGCAUCUUCGGAUACCAUACCCUCAUUUGCGAAAUUUCGUAAUCCAAUUGCCGAUGACGAUGUUUCCUACGGGCGCAGUGAUAAUGCCUCACAGUAUUUUCCACCAUAUUUUCCCUUCGAAUUGGGAAUGCAUAGAAUUGAACUAUGGCAGCCAACUCCCACAGGUUCUCCAGAGCAGAAGUCAAUGUUUUACUAUUGUGAAGUCUUGUGUGACCGGCGGCAUUUUGAAGAAAUCGGAUUAAAAUAUUUGGACAAUUUCAAAGGAAGCUUGCCUUUCGAUUUGCAAGUUGAUCCAGAGAUUAGGCAACGGUCAAGGAUAUUUGAAUGGAAGCCGUACUGUGAAGUUGCAGACAGUUGUGAAAGUAUAUGUUCCAACUCCCAGAGUGAAUAUCACCUAACAGGGCUAUUUCAGGAACCGACAACUCCAAGGAGUCUAACUGCCGACUUCUGUCCUUGGUCGAAGGCAGACGGUGUAGGUGCAGAUUAUCUGUUUGAUAGACUGUUUUCCAUAGAGCAAAGAAUAGAAGAAAACUUUGCACCCUUUUCUGAGAACUACUCCGAGGGGAAUAUUAGCAGUGGUAACGCAUUAGUUGAAUUGAUCAACACUGAAAACGUGUACGAAGGGGUGUGUGAGGUGGCGAAUUGUGUUAAAGAGAGUAAUGAUGAUGAGUGUGAAAUUACCUCGGUUUCAACGGGUUAUGACAACGAAGAUCAAGGUGAAGGCGAUUUAUUCUUUCUUUUGUUUGAAUGUGGCCCUUCCAUGAAGCAGUGCAAUUAUUGCAAUGGGUUAACACAGUUAAUUUUUGACUUCGUGAAUCAAGAUGUAUAUGCCAAUUGGAAGUGUGUAUUUUUGCAAACGAGGUGGCCAAUUCGAUUCGCACCACAACAAUCAGUGGAGUUGACUACAGUUCAUAUCCAUGUGCCUCCAUGGCGAGCUAGUGCAGGUCGUCUGCUUCACGAUGUGUGCAACUACUGCACACGGAAUCCCCAUCUUGAAAACCUCGUACUCUUGGAUCCCAUGUCACUAUCUCCACUGUCCCCACUGCUAAAUCUGAUGAAGCGGAGUGCGAGCAAAAGCGGACAAAUGACUGGAGUCCUAUGGAUGAGCCCUCUUCAAGCUCUCUCCCCCUUUUAUCAAGUGCCCAUUUCAACGAGUAAUUGUCCAUCAACCAGUACUCUACGCUACCUCACUGUGAGUGCUUUUGCAACCAACUGGGUGUCGUGGCUAUCACGAGUGGAAGUCUAUUCUUCGCUUGGAUUCUCACGUCCCCUACCGAAGUACGUGGCUGAUUCGGUGGCAGCUCAUUUUCUCCAGCCUUUUAGUCUGGGUAAUGUAGGAACUCCAAUACUCGAUCUUUACCCACUGUGGUUGCUUCGGAGUAUUCUAAAGUGGUCUCUUCAGCUGCCCACGCUCCUUUCCUGCCUACUCCAGUCCUGCAGAACGAGUGGAAACCCCUCUACCAUUCGCAUUCACACAUUCUUUCCUUUCACAGAUGUAGAUGAAAUUUAG